Messenger RNA from Cryptococcus wingfieldii CBS 7118, 1209 nucleotides. RefSeq names its product 26S protease regulatory subunit 10B. The transcript is spliced from 7 exons. Lineage: Eukaryota; Fungi; Basidiomycota; Tremellomycetes; Tremellales; Cryptococcaceae. Bases 1 to 1209 code for a protein of 402 amino acids. The record is from RefSeq and is a predicted model, not a curated record. Gene Ontology annotation, molecular function: ATP hydrolysis activity; ATP binding; proteasome-activating activity. Gene Ontology annotation, biological process: positive regulation of RNA polymerase II transcription preinitiation complex assembly. Gene Ontology annotation, cellular component: proteasome regulatory particle, base subcomplex; cytosolic proteasome complex.
AUGUCCGCCGCCGCAUCCAGCUCGACCCGGCCCCCGGUGGUCCGCCCCGCCGACAUGCCCGAGGACAAGUACACCGCCAUCAACGCGUACAGACAGAAAGUCAAGGAGCACAGCCGCAUGUCCGACAACCUCAAGACGGUGCGCAUGAACAUCCGAACACUUGGGAAGGAUUUCGAUAGGACGGAGGAUGAUAUCAAGGCGUUGCAGAGUGUGGGGCAGAUCAUUGGCGAGGUGCUCAAACAGCUUGACGAAGAGCGAUUCAUCGUGAAAGCGUCCUCCGGCCCGCGCUACGUCGUAUCCUACCGCCCCACCCUCCCCGCCGCCAAACUCAAACCCACCACCCGCGUCGCCCUCGACAUGACCACCUUGACCAUCAUGCGUAUUCUCCCGAGGGAGGUGGACCCGAUGGUGUAUAAUAUGAGCCUGGAGGACCCGGGGAGCGCGACGUUUGCGGGGAUUGGAGGGUUGGGGGAGCAGGUGAGGGAGUUGAGGGAGGUUAUAGAGUUGCCGUUGAUGAAUCCGGAGUUGUUUGAGCGCGUCGGUAUCAACCCCCCCAAGGGCGUGCUCCUCUACGGCCCCCCCGGUACCGGCAAAACGCUUCUCGCCCGUGCUGUCGCUGCUACGCUCAAUACCAACUUUUUGAAGGUCGUUUCUUCUGCCAUUGUGGACAAAUACAUUGGCGAAUCCGCCCGGCUCAUCCGCGAAAUGUUUGCCUACGCCAAAGAACACGAACCCUGCGUCAUCUUCAUGGACGAAAUCGACGCCAUCGGCGGCCGCCGUUUCUCCCAAGGCACCUCUGCCGACCGCGAGAUCCAACGUACCCUCAUGGAACUGCUCAACCAGAUGGACGGGUUCGACUCGCUCGGAAGGACCAAGGUCAUCAUGGCCACGAACCGGCCGGAUACGCUGGACCCGGCGCUGAUGCGGCCGGGGAGGUUGGAUCGGAAGAUUGAGAUCCCGCUGCCGAAUGAGCAGGGGAGACUGGAGAUUUUAAAGAUUCAUGCAAAGGGGGUGAAUAAGGGGGGGGAUAUUGAUUAUGAGGCGGUGGUGAAGCUUUCGGAUGGGUUUAAUGGGGCGGAUUUGAGGAAUGUUUGUACCGAGGCGGGCAUGUUUGCCAUCCGCGACGACCGAGAUGCUGUCGUCCAAGAAGACUUUAUGAAGGCUGUUAGGAAGCUUAAUGAGGCGAAGAAGCACGAGACUGGAUUGUGA